GGUUUUAAGUCCUUUUGAUCCAAUGAAAAUACCUUCUUAUCACUAGUUGGAGAAAAAUGGAUGAACAAGAGGAAACUUGGUAUAUGGAUGACUAUGAAGAAGAACUACUUGAGGAGAUGGACGAGGAAGAUGGAGACAAUGAUCUGUCAGGAAAUUAUUUAGAUAAUCUAGAAACUAUUGAAGGGGAUGAUGAUUAUGAAGAUGUUUUAUUCGAGAAUGCAUUAUCCAUAAAGUCUAUAUCGUCAGAAAUAUUAUCAUGCACUACACCAGUUUUGAAACAAGCCUAUUGGUUACUGAUUUUGAUACUUGUUUCAUGUCUUCUAUGGCGUAUCGUACAAUUUGUACUGAACAAAUGUUUCCCUUCAAAUGGGAAAAUUUGCCGCACAUUUGUCACAAUAAUCCUCCAUAUAUUUUCCAUUUGUCUUGGUUUAUUAGUUUUAUAUUAUGCUUCAUAUGAUCUGUGGUGGAUUGUUAUUGGCCUUAUAAUUAUCUUAACACUAUUAUUUACCUUAAAUAUUAACUCUGAUAUUUCUAAUUCACAUGGGAAAUAUACUAAUUGGGAAUUAUUUGUAACAAUUGGAAUUUGUUCAUCUGUUCAGUUAUACUGUGAGUUUAACAAAAAUCCUGUUAAAUGGCAUCAAAUCCGUGGUAGUAUAAUGAUAAUUAUUAUGAAAUGUAUAUCUUUUUCUAUGGAAAACAAAAAUUUUUAUAAAAUGAUCAAUAAAGAGCCUUGCUGCAUACUACUGUGGACACCAUUAUAUCGUGGAUUACUUUGGUUAUCUUAUUGUCUGUGUCCAGCUAGUUUAUUGUUUGGUCCAUGGUUUAAUCCGUUAAGAUAUGAAGAAAUGAUUAGAAACUAUGCUGUUAAUGAUAGACCUUUUUCUUUAAAAAAUACUAUAAUUUCACUUUUUCAAACAGUUAAAUUAUUUGGGCUAUCUUUGUUAUAUUUAACUUAUUCGACUUGUUUCUCUCAUACACUGGCUUUGAUAUUGAAAUUUCAACCUUGGCUCCAUGCUUAUUUUGCAUCACAAAGUUUCCGUUUCAGUCAUUAUUUCGUAUGUAUAUCAAGUGAAUCUUCCAUGACAGCUUUAGGAUAUUAUGAUAAAUAUUCAAUAAAAUCAAACAAACAAGAAAAUAUUGAGGAGAAAGACAAUUCAAAAGAUGUAUAUAAACCUAUUGUGGUAACUCGUCCAUUGUUCAUUGAACUUCCUCGAUCGUUAGUGGAAGUUGUUAUUUACUGGAAUUUGCCAAUGCAUACUUGGUUAAAACAAUAUGUAUACAAGCCGUUACGUCCAUAUGGACAUGUGUAUGCUAUAUUGGGAACCUAUACAGCUAGUUCAUUAUUGCAUGGUUUGAAUUUUCAACUUAGUGCUGUUUUAUUUUCUAUUGGAAUCUAUGCAUACAUUGAAUAUGUCUUUCGAGAAAAAUUGGCCAAGAUUCUAGAUGCAUGUAUUGCCAGUCGUCCAUGUCCUGAAUCCUGUUGUCAUAGUAACAAGAAUUCAUUCUGGGUAUAUUGGUGCAACGUAGCCUUCAGUUGUUUGGCUAUAUUUCAUUUGGCUUAUUUAGCUGUAAUGUUUGAUACGAGUGAACAGCAAUUUAAGGGCUAUAAUAUGUGGCAUACUAUGGAUAAAUGGUACAAUUUAGGAUUUCUCAGUCAUAUUGUAGCCUUUGCAAAUUUCUUAUUUUAUUUAUAUUUAUAAAUAAAUAUCGAAUAAGCUAUGUAUUUGUUUGUAGAGAAUAAAACAUUUAUCUAUCACAACUAAACGUAUGCAAAAUGUAUUUUCUUAUCACUUACUCAGCAUGUAUUUCUUAAUAAUAAUGGAAUGAAAGUUUAUUUUGCUUUCAAGUAUAAACAACAAAGAAAGGUAUUAUUGAUGAGUUGAUGAGUUUUGUACAUGUACAUGAUCUCUAAUGAAUUUAGGUUUUUAAAAUCAUAUAAAUUCCUUUCUCUCUGACAUUGGUUUAAUUAAAGAGUUGUUAUUUAAAUAAUGUUCUCAAACUACUAUUCUCAGACUACUAUUUGCCUUGGUUUUAUUUUUGUUGAGAAAUGUUUUGUCGGCUAGUCAAAAUGAAGUCAUGUUCAUGGGAAUUGAAUAAUAUCUUCUAAUGUAAUAAUUAUCAAUUCAGGAAACUAGUUUAGGAAAGAAACUCUGAAUAAGGACUAGACAAGCAUGACAUUGAUCACCACCCAGUGAUCAAUCAAUUGUGAUUACAUCUCAGUCCUACAGGAGGUUAGUCAUGGCUCGGGUAGCUCAGUGGUAACGCCUCUGACUGUGAAGCUGGGUGACACGAGAUCGAAUCCGCCAGGGAGCACCAGUUCCCUCGAGAUUACAGGUACACCUUGCUGACGAGUGCCAAGUAGCACGAAACCCGGGUCCAGGGUUUCCUGUUGACUACCUCCAACCACCAUCUAAAUCUGCAUAACCUUCCUAAAAUAAGUUUGGAAGUUCAAGCAUUAUUUCAUUAUCUCAAAAGUAUCCCAUUCAGAUUAUCCAAACAAUAUCUAUAUUACUUAUUAGUUUCAGUGUGUAGAGGGCUUAAACAUCUACCGCUUGCUAGAUUUUAAAAGUUUACUAAUCUUCGAUUCCGAACCGAAAGUUUGAAAUGUGGUGGCUGCUUUAUCUUUAAACUUAGUUUGCAUAAAUAAUGUAGGGGUAUAUAUAAGGUUAGAUAUGAUCUUGAGACUCUAGGCACCUCUAAUAAUUAGUAUUGAACUCAGAAACUGAGCAGUUAGGUUAAUAAAAACAGGAUCAGUCGUUUUCUAGAUUUCUCUUAAAAGUUUUUAAAGACAACUUCUUAGUCAAAGUAUUUUUAUCACUUGCCUGACUACUGGAGACAGUUUCGAGGAAUUAUCAAGGUCUCCUAACACUUUUAUCACAUUUUUCAGUUAACUUUACCAUUAUCCAUUAGCAAUAUGAAUCCUGCUUUGUCCAUUUCAAUUUGGAAAGUUCUUUAGCUACAGUAGCCUUUACACAUUAGUUCAAUCGAAGGGAUUUGUAUAUGGCUGUCUGGUACAUUUACGAAGUGAAUAACUAGAUAUCUAAAAUCACAACAAGAGAACUUACUAUUUGUUAACAUUGGAUAAUUAAGUAGUACUUCUAUUUUUUAAUGAUUUGUAAUAUUAAUUUAACUUGCAAUGUCAUAGAUUACUCGAAGUCAUUAGUUCAAUGUCCUCUAGGAAUAUCGAACAUCCUAUACCAUUCCAUAAUGGUUCUCUACAUUUAUAUGUCAAGUUGAUUGAAUAGUCCGGCGUAAUUUCAAAUUAUUUAUCUUCCGCUUUACAAAACUUACUCCUUGAACAUAGUGAUAUCAAGUAAAACAAUAGGCAUCACAAUUGUAGGGAAAUAUAAAUUGUUCUUAAAGAAGUUACACUUACAUAUUCUCUAUUUUAGUUCAUGUUAUACGAUAUUUUUAUCUUUGAUAUGACAAAAUUUCAUCCCAUAGUAGUUUUGAAAUUGGUCUCUCAGCUACACUAAAUCCGUUGUAAUUAUUAAUUUGAUAUAAAUAAAAUUUAAAAGGCUUUC
Messenger RNA from Schistosoma guineensis, 3524 nucleotides. The record is from the annotation of a GenBank genome assembly. NCBI's taxonomy places the organism in Eukaryota, Metazoa, Platyhelminthes, Trematoda, Strigeidida, Schistosomatidae.